AUGAAUGAAGCUUUGCAAGAUGAACUUGAUCAAAUGAAUUAGAAUUAGACCUAACUAUAGAGAGACGAUACAAUCCUCGAUCUUAUAGAUGAGAUCAACAUCUCCCCAAUUGCUAAGUUGAAUUAGUCUCAGUUGGUUCAAUAUUAGAGUGAAUAGCUUAUUGGCGCAAAUGUGAGCGGUGUUGCUUUGGGAGGACAGCCGCAGCAAAAAAGCGUUUUAGGCCAGAGUCAAAGUAUUAGUCUUGGAAAUUCUUAAUAAUAGUCACAACAUCAGAAUCAUUUGAUAUCUUAAUCUCAAAUUAUGGUCAUUCACAGAUUUAAUUCAUAGUUUGAAGGGUAAAACGUAAUGGAAAGUCUGGGAGAGAGAUAGAAUAGAGAAGGUAUUGAUGAGGACUUAAUGUCUCUAGAAAAUGAUGAUGAGAUGAGAGAAGUUAAAAGUGAUAAUAAUGAAUUACCUGAACCUAUUAAGGUUAUUGAUGAUGAUUUUUUCAUCAAAAUCGAAGAGUCAAUUCACGAGGACUAAACUUCUCAGAGUAACCAAGUCAACAACUUAAAUCAACAAAUCAUGAACUAGUUCAAAGAAGAAGAGAAGGAUAAAGGAUACUAUCUGCUAUUAAACGAUAACGAAUCAGAUGAUCUAGAAGCACUUACAUCACAAAAAAGAGGGAAAGACGAGCAAAUAGACCAAAUGAUUCUGGAUAAGCAAAAUAUAUUGUCCACUUAAAAUGAAUCAGAUAUAAAUCGAUAUCGCUAACUCCAAUCUUCUUAAUCUACAAUUCUUGCUCAUGGUGAGCACCAUAUAAAAUCAUUAAGUGGAUAUUCUAAUUAGUUCAACCUAAACUCUAAGAUUUAUUCAGGCUCACAUUACCCACUUCCAUACCAUUCAGUUGAUGGAUAAUUAAUGGAUUUAAAUAUUCAUGAUAAAUAAUCUCACCAUAAAGUAAUAUAAUGGGCAGCAUAGUCAAUGAAAGAUACCAACGAUCAGAAUAUUAACUUUAACUUCUAGAGUGCACACUCAAAUAAUAAUAAUAAUAAUCACAGUAGCAAUAAAAAUCACGGAUUAAUUCAUAUUAAGGACAGCAAUAAUUAAAUCUUGAACCUUGACGUUGAUCUAAAUGAUGAGUUUGAAGAGAGAAAAGAGUUGAAUCUAAGCAGUGUCAUAGCUGGGAUGAGUAGAAAAAAUAACGAAUCAGAAAAUCUAAUCUUGAAACAGCAAGAAGAAUAAGAACUAUUACUGAAGAGAGGCAGAAAUUCAGUACUUGAAGAAGUUGAGGAUGAUGACAUAGUCAAUUAGAACUCUUCAAAAUCAUCUUCAAAGUUUCAAUCACUGGAAAGACUCCCUCAACAAAUUGAAAGCAGAGCAGAUCUUGCAAAUCAUAUCCUACAGAGCUUUUCCCAAACAAGUUAGGAUAACUCAAAUUGGAAAGCAAAUAUUCAAUUAAUGAACUAGAGAAAUUUUGUAUAGGAGGAGAUUAAACAAGAAGAUUAGCUGGAAUUAAGCAAAAAUUAGUCUUAGAGAGUUCCAUCGCUUAAAAAUCUGAGUAAAAUUGAGAACUCUAGUGGAUAGUCAUCCAGAAGGGGAAGGAUAUCUGGUAAGGGCAGCAACAACCCUGGGACAAUGAAAUUCACUUACUUUGCAGCGUCCAGUUUAUCUGAUGAUAGAUGGCUUUGUCCCAUUUGCUUGGAUAUAUUUGAGGAAGCUGUAGAGACACCAUGUUGUCACAACUUGUUCUGUGAAGAAUGUAUCAAGAAAACUCCAACAUGCCCACUAUGCAAUUUAAGAAUAAAUGGUUAGCUAAAGCCAAAUAUUCCAAUAAGAAGACUAGUUAAUGAAUUAUCUGUAAGCUGUAUUAAUCAAUACUGUGAAGAUGUGAUUAGGAAGGGAGAAAUAGACAAGCAUCUCAAAGUUUGCUAAUUCACCCCACUUGCUUGCCCUAAUAAUGAAAUGUGUGGCAAGAUUAUGAGAAAAGAGCUAGAAAGACAUAAGAAUGAAGAGUGCCCAUACAGAAUAGUAGAGUGCUUGCUAAAGUGUAGUCUUAUGCUUCCUUUAAACGAUAUUGAAGAUCACAUUGCUUAAGAUUGUCCAAAAUAUCAAAUUAACUGCAAGAAUGCAUGUGGAGGUAUUAUUGAAAGAGGAGACAUGGAGAAACAUAUUAAUAUUGACUGCCCACUUUAGAUUGUUGAUUGCCCUAAUAAAGGCGAUAGUUUGUUUGAAGAAGGCUGCCAUGUAAGACUAAAGAGAAAGGAGAUGGAGUCUCAUAAGCUAACUUGCAACUUUAGAAAGGUUUACUGUCCCAACUAGAAGUGCAAUGCAGUUAUCAUCUACAAAGAUCUGUACUCUCAUGAUGAAAGAUGCUUGUAUAAGAUUAUUGACUGUGAUAACAAGUGUGGCUAGAAGAUUCAGAGACAGCUGACUGAUAAGCACAGAGAUACUUGUGAAUUUCAGUUGGUUAAAUGUCCUUACUAUGACUUGGGUUGUAAGAUUGAGAUUCUGAGAAAAGAUUACAUCCAACAUCUCUAAGAAGAAAGCUUUAACCACAGUAUUAUAUUCAUUGAGGGUUAGAAGAGAAGAAACAGAGAGAUAGAUGAGUUGAAGUAUGAAUUAGUUAACUUGAGAUAGAAUUACGAUCUUGAAAUUCAGUCAAUGUUCCUUGAUCUGCACAGGAUGAAAGACGAGGUAACUCAGAUUAAGUAAAAAACUGGAAUACACACUACUAAUUCAAACAAUAUCAACAAUAACAUAAAUCUUAACUCAAAUAGCAGUUUAGGAGGAACAAUUGGAACUAAAAUGAUAUUGGGCAACAAUGCUGGACUUGGUGGAGGUCUCUUAGGAUUUAAAAAGGACGAGAGAAGAUUCGACCCUGCUUUGUCAAGUGCUGGGAGUGGUCUGUUUGAGAUUGGCAGGAAUAGAAAUGAACUGCAAUUCAGACCAAAUUUGAACAAUAACAAUGAAAGAUAAAUAGCCUAUAAUAACUUGAUUGAAAGGGAGAGAAGCAUUUUAGGCUAGAAUAUCAAUGUCUAAUUGAGAUCGUCAAAUAACUUCAGCUGUAGUUAUGGAGGCAAUAUUGAUUUAAGAUAAAACAUGCUGCCUGAUUCCAAUGCUGCUUCAUUAGCAUAAAGCACACAGUCACUAGACAAUAGUUCUAAUUUGCAGGGGCUGCAUAGCAAUGGAGUACUCUCAUCGUAGUAAUUAUCUAAUAUAAACAGACUUUAAAAUAACCAAAAUAACAACAAUAAUUUAGUAGGAGGCGGUGGGGGAUCUAUAUUCUCUAACAAUCCAUUCUUCUAGCGAAGUCAGUACAAUCUUCAAGAUAGUUAGAGCAGCAGUAAUCAGCACAUUAAUAUGCAAUACACUAAGCCAAGAUUUGACUUUAGAAGCAAUAAUUAAAACAAUCACAAUGCUAACACCAAUUAUAACAAUAAUAAUAGUUAAUCUCAAUUAACCGGCAUUGAUAAUUCAAAUUCAGCCAUCCCAUCUAAUUUAUUCGGAGAGAAUUCUUAAAGAGGUAGAAUUCCAAUGAUUGUGCCAAGCAGGCCAAACAGUAACAACAACAAUAAUAAUAAUAACGUUAACAACUAUUACUCAAUCAGCAACAUGAACAAUGAAAUAGAUCGCAAGAACUAACUAGCUACAUUGUUACUCGGGUCUAUGAAUGCUUCCUAGGACUCCAGUAGAAACACUAAUAGCAACAUCAACACUCAGAAUAAUAACAACAAUAACAUAAAUAUUAGUAAUAAUAAUUAGAACAACAAUCAAAUGACUUAGGAUCAAUCUCAGAUCAAUUAGCAGUUGUAUCAAUCAUAUCAGAAUUCUUACCUUAAGUAAAAUGACAACUUUGAUAAUCAAAGAAUGAGUUUUGGAAAUAUCAAUCAUUAUCAUCUGUAGCAUUAGCAAAUGCAAGGCAAUAAUAAACAGAAUAACAACAAUACAAGCAUCAAUGAUGACCUUAGUCCAAAUGUUCUUUAGCUUCAGUCCAGAAACAACCAAGAUAAUUAAAGCAAUAUUCGUCCACUAAGCAGAGGAAACAAUCAAAGUAGUAAUGAUAAUCAGAUAUUCCCUCCAAAGAGAAGCAGUAGAAGAAUAGGUAUUCAGGGCAUGAGUGAGCUAAUUAAUAUGAACAAUAGGAAUGACUAACAGAGGCAAGCAUUAAGCAGUAUUAAUGAAACUGGUGAUAGUAGCAAUAGAAAUAAAAGUAGCAGACAAGUUGUAGUGCAGCAACACUAAGACCUUGAUUCUUCAAAUGUAAUCUACGAUGAUGACUUUGAGAUAGAAGAGGAAAAGCAUAACUAUUGA
Stylonychia lemnae is the source of this 4293-nucleotide messenger RNA. The record is from the annotation of a GenBank genome assembly. NCBI's taxonomy places the organism in Eukaryota, Ciliophora, Spirotrichea, Sporadotrichida, Oxytrichidae.